AGUUUACCACAACUUCACUUUUUGCAGUUUAGGUGGUUUUGUAACUUUAGUUCGUAUGAUGAAAUGACUGGCGGUACAACUGCUAUUCUAAAAUUUAUUCUAGAAGAAUAAUAGUGCAUUAGGGAAUAUUUUUUAUGAAGUGACAGAAUAAAGUACCAUCACGAAUAAAAUCACCUGGAGAAAAUCGGAUAUGCCUCGUUGCAAAGGAUUUUUUACCAUUCUAUUGUUCUCACUGCUGACGUUCGGAGAAACGAGGACCAUCAUUUUACCUUACAAUUGUGAAUAUUUUGACAUCGUAUUUGUUGUCGAUGGAUCGGGUUCCGUCACCAAAGAAAACUUUGAAAUUAUCCGAGAAUGGUUGAUAUCAACUACGUCCAGCAUUCAUGACAAACUUGGCGAAAAGGCAGAAAUCGGUAUAUUGGAAUAUUCAGGCUAUAGGGUCCAAGAUGGAAAGAAAAAAAAUGCAUUUGAAAUUCCUUUUGGACUUGGAGACUGCACAACGAAAGAAUGCAUGACAGAGAAAAUAUCUAGUAUGAGAUACCUGAAAGGAUCCACACUCACUUAUGCCGCUCUCAAUCGAACCUUGGAGGUUGAAUUUCCACGUUCUCCUCGAGUUAACGUUUCGCAAAAAAGUUUAGUUUUAAUCACCGAUGGAAUGGCUAAUGAUGGGCAGUACCUUUUGGACUGGUAUUACGAAUCAGUCAAGCGUAACGUGACGUCAUUUGUAGUUGGAGUUGGAUCAUACAACUUGACGGAGUUGAAAAUUGUUGCAAAUGGAGGCGUUAGCAUGAAAAACGUCUUCACUGAAAAUACUUACAGAUCGUUACCGCGAAUAUUAUUAUCAUUGGUGGAUAAGUUCUGUGAAGACGUUGAUGAAUGCUUUGAAGGGAAUAUGUGUUUUGAGCAUUCAACUUGCCGUAAUACAAAAGGUAGCUUCGAAUGUGAUUGUCAUGAUGGAUAUGGGAAGAACGAAAACGGAACAUGUGUAGAUAUAAAUGAAUGUCUUCAAAAAGAUAUCUGCAAUCAUAAGCAUACUUGUCUCAAUCAUCCGGGUGGAUAUUCAUGUGGUUGCAGAGAUGGUUAUUUCGACGAAGGAGUCAAGUGUUCGGAAUGCACAUGUACAGAAAUAGAAGGAUACAAUAAAACAUUCUCAUGUUUGUAUAGAAGAUACAAUUGUUCUUACACCGAUUUGGAGACAGGGGUAACCAGAUCUUGCUCAGUGCCGUCCGGGUCUGCAUUUGACGCUCUAUUUGAAAUAAUAGAGAACUGGCAGAAAAGGGCUUCAGCUAUGACAAGUGAAGAGGAAGUCAUAAACGAAGUAAUAAUGAUCAAUGACGCAAUUCAAUGCGCUGCAAUAGCGACUGUUAACUCGUCGCCAUUGAGCGCCAAAAAGUUUGAAGUUGAAAUAUCGUCCAUGGAUAUUGAAAGCGCUGAUCAGAACGAGCUUCAAGCGCCAUUGAAGACAUUCUCUUCAUCUAAACUACACAAUGCUUCCGUGACGGGUAUGGAUGUUGGAAGAAUGAUUGGUAUUCAGUUUGAAGCUCCAAAAGAAUGUGUCGACAUCAUUUUGAAACAGCCUGAAAAUCUUUACUCUGGAAGCACAUUAUCCGAGUAUUACAUUUUCACCGGACGAAAUCCCACCAUAUCAGUAUCCGUAUUUAAUAAAGAAAACUUUACUUACCGAAAGGAUGCACGAGUAACUUUUGACGUUGAUGUAUUGCAAGACUUUACGAAUUCAAGUUUUUUACCAAAAGACGUCCCAGAUCCAAGUUUAGGGCGCGGUUACGUCAGUGACGUUGGGUAUCAGUGUAUGUUUAUCGACACCAUGUCGGAAAAAAUGUCAGCCGAGGGAUGUGAAGCAACGACCUAUGACACUGGGUCAAAGGUUACAUGUGAUUGCAACCACACCACGAUGUUUGCUGUGUUGCUCACGAUGACAGAAGUGAAUGUUCCAAGAGGAGUUAAGAUCCUUACCUACAUCGUUGAGAUUCCGACUGUUAUAUUCCUGAUAAUCACAGUUACAAUCCUUUCGAGUGUGCGAUCUCAAAUCCGAGGUGAUAGGAUCGUUGUUCAAAUAUGUUUAUCGGCAUCUUUACUUGGACUCCAUGUUUUUAAUCUAUUUCACGACUUGGCUUUGAAACAAGAAGUAACAUGUGAAAUCUUAACAGUGGUAAUACACUAUCUUCUAUUGACAUCUGGAAUGUGGAUGCUAAUGGAAGGCCUCACUCUCGUUGCAAAAACACACGACUACGUCCUACAAUACCUAAGUGAAGGAAGACAGCGUAGAUUCGCUAUCGCAAGACACGUAGUCAGUUGGGGGUUGCCACUUUUGAUUGUGUUUAUUACAGCACUUGUUGGAUUUUUAUCAGACUCCUACAUGCAUAAAAGCCCUUUAUUUGUGGAGAAACUGGCAAGGGAGGAACGAUGGGAUCUUCAAGAUGUUAAAAAAUACAAUUAUUGCUGGUUGAGCUCAACAUUAGUUUUAUGGUCGGUGGUAUUACCAAUGGCGAUCAUUAUAAUAUUAAACUGUGCUAUAUUAGUGCGAAUGGGAUUAUUUGUUUUCAAAAUGAGUGCACAAGGAGACAAUUACAAACCUAACAUCUAUAAGGUUGCUGCAGAUUAUUCAGAUUUUGAUCACGCAAAAGCAACGUUUAAAGCUAUUCUGGUUUUGUUACCGGUGCUUGGCGUAUCGUGGACGUUGGCCUUCCUAACAAGUGUCAACAUGCGGAAUUCUUCCGUGUACUUUAUGUACAUAAACGUAAUUCUAAAUGGCUUACAGGGAGUAUUUUUAUUCAUCGUCUACUGCGUGAUUGGAAAAGAAGUUCGAAAAGCACUGGCGAUUAAAUAUAAAAGAAUGGCAGAGACAAGGAAGAGCAGAAGCAUUAAUGAUUCUUACGCGAAGCGCUCAAGUAACAUAAACUCGAAGCAAGCGCCUCGAGCGAGUCCGAACAUAACCAAUAAAACUUGGGCAGACAAGACGAACUCAAGUAGACCAAAAUCAAGCGGUCUAGCACUACCUAGCGAGAAUUUGACAAAAUAUUCACCAAACUUGUCAACAAGGUUUUAAUAAGUUUCUCCAAUGAUGACAAAAAUAAAGUUACCGUUGGGUGAAGUAGCAGAGUUUGCCGCACAUUCAGAUAAUGGUGUAGCUUCAAUUGACGGAAAGCCAUAUCAGUUAAAGCAGUAUUCACAACGACUUUAAUUUCUUUAUUAUGUACUGUGUAGUGUUUUGUAAUAAAAUCGUCUGAUCAAAUGAAAUUUAUUUUCGGGUAAUAAAAAUACGAGCAAGAAA
Molecule: messenger RNA, 3292 nt
Organism: Styela clava
Lineage: Eukaryota; Metazoa; Chordata; Ascidiacea; Stolidobranchia; Styelidae
Biological process (GO): adenylate cyclase-activating G protein-coupled receptor signaling pathway; cell surface receptor signaling pathway
Cellular component (GO): plasma membrane
Molecular function (GO): calcium ion binding; G protein-coupled receptor activity
Source: RefSeq, a predicted model, not a curated record